UUACCAGGUGAUCCAUUCUGGGUUCUGUCUACAGACUACAGUAGUUUCUAUCUGGUCUACUCCUGCACAGAUUACUUUGGUAAGGCUGGGACUUCCUUACCAAUUUGUAACGGAGUAUGCUUUUGUAAUUGACUGCUGUAGUUGAAUCCAUUGAUUCUCAAUAAAGUAUUGGUUAUUAUUAUUAUUUGGUCUGUUCCGUCGACUUGGAUUGUUGCCCGCACACGAUCAUUGCCAAGUGAUGUCAUCAGUCAUCUCCAUGGUGACCUGGAGGCCAUCGGUGUCGACCUCAGACGCCUCACAUUGUCAGAUCAGAUGGGCUGCGACACUGUGGCC
Messenger RNA from Coregonus sp. 'balchen', 333 nucleotides. The record is from the annotation of a GenBank genome assembly. Lineage: Eukaryota; Metazoa; Chordata; Actinopteri; Salmoniformes; Salmonidae.